AUGGCUAAAGAGCUGGUCGGAAAGCUCGAUGAACUGGAUGGAAAAGGCUUGACUUGGGACGACGAAGUCAUCAUCAUUCUCGACCACAUUUGUGGAAAGAGGAAUUACAGGGAGGCAGCAAAGGAGUUCAAAUUCCCUGUGGACAAGAUGGUUCGAUCUUGCCAAGCAUUUUUAAAUCGCCACGAAGACACUCUCGAAGAAGCGCUUGUUCGAAAAUUUCAUCACAAAAUGGGCGUUUGGCUCUGUCAUGAGCUCUCGGACGCUUGCAGCGGCGUCGUUCGAUUGAACGCGGAUAGUCCCGAAGACAAUAAACUGACUGACGAGGCGAUCAACAAGAUGAUCGCUGACAAUCUCCACAAAGUGAAGAAGCCAGUUGUCGGAUUCAACCCGAAUGCGCCGAACGUCAAGACUAUCAAAAAGCCUGUGCACAACGAGCUGUAG
Messenger RNA from Oikopleura dioica, 441 nucleotides. The record is from the annotation of a GenBank genome assembly. NCBI's taxonomy places the organism in Eukaryota, Metazoa, Chordata, Appendicularia, Copelata, Oikopleuridae.